Messenger RNA from Gymnodraco acuticeps, 2119 nucleotides. It is a transcript of the gene ralgapa1, whose product is annotated as Ral GTPase activating protein catalytic subunit alpha 1. Gene Ontology annotation, cellular component: cytoplasm; nucleus. Gene Ontology annotation, biological process: positive regulation of GTPase activity. Gene Ontology annotation, molecular function: GTPase activator activity. Lineage: Eukaryota; Metazoa; Chordata; Actinopteri; Perciformes; Bathydraconidae. The record is from RefSeq and is a predicted model, not a curated record.
CUUCAGGGGCAAAGCUCGAGCAAAACUUGUCUCCCACUAGUUACAUUUAAAACAACCUUUAUUUUAAAAGUAUAUUGCCGUUUUGUUACAAUUAUACAGUUAUUAUUUCGAAUAGAGAAUGUUCUCCAAAAAGCCUCAUGGGGACGUUAAAAAAUCAACACAGAAAGUGUUGGACCCAAAGAAGGACGUGUUGACAAGACUGAAACAUCUCAGAAUAGUCAUAGAGAACGCAGAGCCGUCCGAGCUGAAACAGUUCUUCGACCUGAACUACUCGCAUAUCUACUAUGUGUUCUUCGAGAACUUUGUCACCAUUGAGGUCAGCCUCAAACAAAAAGGUCACAAGUCUCAGAGGGAGGAACUGGACUCAAUUCUCUUUAUAUUCGAGAAAAUCCUCCAGCUCCUGCCAGAGCGAAUCCAGAGCCGAUGGCAGUUCCACAGCAUCGGGCUGAUCCUCAAGAAGCUGUUGCACACUGGGAAUUCUUUGAAGAUCCGUCGUGAGGGCGUGCGCCUGUUCCUGCUGUGGAUGCAGGCGCUGCAGAGUCAUGCCGAGCGGGAGCAGCUCUGCAUGUUCGCCUGUUUGAUUCCUGGCUUCCCGGCUCCACUCUGCCACGGGACCCCACGCACCCUGGAUACUCUGAUCAACCCCCCGCUGAGUCUAACAGAGACUCAGGUCACCCCAGAAGAGAUCACCCCAUUGGUUCCCCCCCAGUCAGGUGACAAGAACCAGGAAGACCUCACCGCUUACUUUUUAGAAGCGCUACUUAAAUACAUGGUAAACCAGGCCAAGUCUCUCGAGUGGCGCUGCAAAGACAACCAUGAACGCGCCUUCAGCUUCCUCUUCGGUCACUUCAGGAAGUUUUACCUUCCUCACAUCUUUCCCAACUUCGCCAUGGAAACCAGCCUUUACAACCCCAUACUGGACGUGCCCACGAUGCGUCCUAAGCCUUACUACAGCGUGGUGCGCAGGGAGCAGGACGGGGGGGAAACGGUGUACUGCACCAAGGAAAGCUUCCUCCAGGCCCGGGUCAUCUUCAUCCGCUGGCUGGUUUCCUUCUGGCUGGAGCCGCGGCCCAACGCGCAGACCCACAUCCCGGGAACAGAGGGGGAGAUCGUCCCCAAGAACAUACAGCGUGCAGCAGCAGGCCUUGCGGCUCGCUCGGCAGGCAGCUCUGAGGACUGCGGCGGAGGCGUGCUCCGAUUGGACGCCCACCUGGAAAGUAGCGGGUGCUCAUCUGGGCCGGGCGGGGGCAGCAUGGGGCUGUCCGGGGGUCUGGGGUCCGGGUGUGAGCCGGAACAAAGCCACUCCAACACCUCCACACUGACGGAGAGGGAGCCCAGCUCCUCCUCGCUCUGCUCCAUGGAUGAAGAGCAGCUCACGGACAUGGAGGUGGUGAGGAGGGUCCUGACCUCCUCCAGAACCAACGUCAACUUCAUCACCGAGAUCUUUAGACAGGCCUUCCUCCUCCCCAUGUGUGAAGCUGCGGCGAUGCGCAAAGUGGUGCGUGUUUACCAGGAGUGGAUCGCCAUGGAGGGCAGGCCAGUGUUCAUGAAGGAGCCGGAGGAGGGCCCCUACCCCCCCACUGGCAGCCUGGACUCGGGCUCCCAGCUCGGAGAGAAGGAGGACGAGGGAAUGAACAGAGCAGUGGAUGAGGAACUGCUGGAGUACAGCGUCCAUGCUGGAGUUCAGACCACACUACAGGUAUUCAUCACCCACUCCUCCAACGUGUUCCUUCUGGAGCCAGCCAACGACAUCAAGAUCCUUCUGGAGGAGCACGUGGACAUGUGCAAGCGCGUCCUGAACAUCUACCGCAGCCUCGUCAUGCACGAGACCAUGGACCAGAAAACAUGGGAGCAGGCCUUACUGGUUAUGCUGAGGGUGACGGAGUCUGUGAUGAAAAGGCCUCCAUCCAUCAUGCCCCAGGGCAAGAAGAACAACACGCUGUCAGGCAGGCUGGCCGGACCCAUCUUUCAGACGCUGAUCGUGGCGUGGAUCAAGGGGAAUCUGAACGUGUACAUCAGCAGAGAGCUGUGGGACGACCUGCUCUCCGUCCUCUCCUCUCUCACCUGCUGGGACGAGCUGGUCACUGAGUGGUCUCUCACCAUGGAAACGCUCACCAAG